AACUCCCAGACUCCUGCGCAGCCGUCUGGUGUUGCAGUAAAAUGGGUCCUUCCUGUGUCAGCAGUCUGAUAUAACCGGCUCUGAUUUGACGCUAACUCUGUGUGCGGCAUCAUUUCACUCCUUCAUAAGAUGCGGCUGCCGCGGCGCUUCGUCCCUCCGGUGCGCAGCGCGUCCUCCGUUCCAGCGGGGAAGCUGCUGGACUUCGUCCCCGCCUGCAGCACCGCGGACGCCCGCUCUCUGCAGCAGCUGCAGGACUUCGUCUCCCGGUUCAGCCGCUUGUUUGUCGUCACCGGAGCGGGUCUGUCUACGGAGUCGGGCAUCCCGGAUUACCGCUCGGAGGGCGUGGGCUUGUACGCCCGCACCGACAGGAGACCCAUGCAGUACGCGGAGUUCACCCGCAGCGCCCGGUCCCGCCAGAGAUACUGGGCCAGGAACUUCGUGGGCUGGCCGCAGUUCUCCUCCCAUCAGCCCAACUCUGCCCACCAGGCCCUGCGCCGCUGGGAGGAGAGGGGCAAGCUGCACUGGCUGGUCACGCAGAACGUGGACGCGCUCCACUCCAAGGCGGGGCAGAGGCGGCUGACGGAGCUCCACGGCUGCGCCCACAGGGUAACGUGUCUGGGCUGUGGCUCCAUCACGCCGAGGGAGGAUCUGCAGCGGCGCUUUGCGUCACUAAACCCGGACUGGAGCGUUCAGGCAGGAGCUGUGGCUCCGGACGGCGACGUCUUCCUAGAGGACGAGCAGGUCCUGAACUUCAGGGUCCCCUCCUGUGAGCGGUGCGGGGGGAUACUGAAGCCCGAGGUCACGUUUUUCGGAGACACGGUGAACAAAGCAGUGGUGCAGUUUGUGCACGAGCGACUGGCCGAGGCGGACGCGGUGCUGGUUGUGGGGUCCUCGCUGCAGGUGUAUUCAGGAUACAGGUUUCUGCUGGCGGCCAGCGACAGGAAGUUGCCCAUCGCCAUCCUGAACAUCGGGCCCACCAGAGCAGAUCACCUGGCGGAGCUGAAAGUGAGGGGCCGCUGUGGGGAAGUCCUGUCCGUCAUCCAGCCCCUCUGAUGCGGAGGGCAGCAUUAUAGACAUCUGUGAUCUGCCGACUACCUCAGAUGUUGGUGAACACCUUUCAGGAGGAGGUGAAAUGAAAGGACCGCCUGCAGGGCAAAAAGCUGCUUUACUGUCUUCACUUUACACCCUGCUGCAUUAAAAAAAAAAAAAAAAAAA
Molecule: messenger RNA, 1215 nt
Organism: Fundulus heteroclitus (mummichog)
Lineage: Eukaryota; Metazoa; Chordata; Actinopteri; Cyprinodontiformes; Fundulidae
Gene: sirt4
Product: sirtuin 4
Exons: 4
Coding region: 130-1053 (307 amino acids)
Molecular function (GO): NAD-dependent protein lysine deacetylase activity; NAD+ binding
Source: RefSeq, a predicted model, not a curated record